AUGGGCAGCCCAGGAACGCGGGUGUACAGCCCCCCGGAGUGGAUCCGCUUCCACCGCUACCACGGCCACUCGGCCACCAUCUGGUCCCUGGGCGUCCUGCUCUACAACAUGGUCUGCGGGGACGUCCCCUUCGAGCAGGACGAGGACAUCAUCCGGGGGCAGCUCUUCUUCCGACGGCGGGUCUCUCUAGAGUGCCAACACCUCAUCAGGUGGUGUUUGUCCAUGCGCCCCUCGGACAGGCCGUCGUUGGAGGACAUUUUCAACCAUUCCUGGCUGCAGGACAUUCACCUGGAACCAGCAGAGAUCCACCUGCACAGUUUGAUCCAGGAGCCUAGCAAGUAACAGCUCCACGCAGCUCCUGGUCAUAAGAAGCAAAGAAAACCAGACUUUUUCAUCACGACUGUAGCACUGAGCAGGGAUGCUCAGGUGGGAACACGCACAUCUUGUCCUGGAGCUGGGCUGGAGACCUGGUUUUCCAAGCUCUGGUGGCCACCAUCCACACCAGCUGCCCUGGACUCGAUCUGAAUGACCUUGUCUCAUUUGAGCUUUUGCCAGUAACUUUUGGUGGGGGGAGUUUUAGUUCUGCUUUUGGAGGCUCUCAAGUGUCAUCUUGACCUGCUGAACUGGGGACAGCGAGAGGAUCGGAGACCUGAUUGCAAAAAAAGCUUCAAUGGGGGAAAACUGAUUUUGGGGAGGUCAGGGCCUGUGGCUGAGUGACUGUCCCUUCUCACUGUCCCCGUGCUCGAGUGCCUUCCGUUUCCAUCUGGGCUGUGCUGGAGGAAAGACUUGACUUUUCCUACAGUGCUGCUUUUCCGAGACUCACCUGGGCCUAUAGUACAUUUUCCCUUUUCAAAAAGAAAAUGGGUCAGAAGAUGCUUGGGACCCAAGUGAGUGAUGCCUCUCGCCUCCUGUGCCUCCAUCCCGUGUGGAUUUUCUGGGGUUCUUUGCUUCUCUGUGCCCUCACGAAUGCACAAACAAUGCAAACCAACAGCUGUAAAUGUGUACAUAGCUCUACAGGAGCAAAGCUUGAUGUACAGUUGUGAAUAGUGAUAACAUUUUGCCUUUUUUUCUGGUUUCCAGUUUUUGUUUUUUAAUUUAUUUUCAUGAAUUCGUUGUUUGUUUUUUUUUUUAAAGGAAGAGUCCUAGCCGCUAGGAUAACUUAUUUAUUUAUUUAUAAUUCAUGUGGGUUUCCAACCCAUGCCUUGCUUCUACAGCUGCUGAUCCCGCGGUUUUCCAUUCGGGUCUUCCCUCCGUGUGUGUCCUGUGUCCACCCCUGGGCCCGUCGUGUUUCUGUCGGAUGUCUGGCGUAGGUGUGGAGUGGCUGCUGCUCCCCAGCUGUCUGUGUACAUACUUCUGGGUGCUGUUGUUUCCUUGCCACGUGCAAAUAUCAGUUUGCAGAUGAGUUUUGGUUUUCUCCACGGGUGUUGUUUGGGGCUGGGGAAGGGGAGGGGAGCUGGCCCGGGCUGUCUGCACUGUCCAGUCUGUACCUGUAACACGUGUGUAGCCGGCGGAGUUUGUUAAUAGUUGAUAUUGUACAGGGGAAUUGAGAAAUCUUAUUUUUUUUAUGCGGUUUUAAAUAAAAACUAAAACACUUGA
This is a messenger RNA of Neopelma chrysocephalum (saffron-crested tyrant-manakin), 1596 nucleotides long. RefSeq names its product Pim-1 proto-oncogene, serine/threonine kinase (gene PIM1). Gene Ontology annotation, molecular function: protein serine/threonine kinase activity; ATP binding. Gene Ontology annotation, biological process: protein autophosphorylation. The transcript has 3 exons. Lineage: Eukaryota; Metazoa; Chordata; Aves; Passeriformes; Pipridae. The record is from RefSeq and is a predicted model, not a curated record. Bases 1 to 342 code for a protein of 113 amino acids. Gene Ontology annotation, cellular component: cytoplasm.